UGGCUCGCGUCUGAGGCAGUCUCCAGAGAUCCAGGCGAAAGUUCGGACAACACACUCCUGCGUUUGGUUUCUCCUCAUGACACCUGACUGACCUCCAUCUUCGCACCAUCAGGACCUUCACCCCAUGGAUACAGAAGCUCCAAACUAUAUCCAAACCUAACCGAACUCAUUUUCUACACGUAGUCAUGGUCCCCUCUCUGCGCUGGCUCCUGCUCCUCUGGGGACUUCAGGGUCUCCUGGCGCAAGAUUUUGAGGAAGAUUACGAAGAAGAAGAAGUGGUGUCGCCCCGAAAGAAGAGCAACAACAACAACCACAACAAAGUGUACACGUCCAACUCCGUGGGCAAGAACGGGAAAACAGUCGCUGAUGAAGAUUGCAGUUUGGAGAUCGCCUUCCUGAUCGACAGCUCCGAAAGCGCCAAAGACAACCACGCCCAGGAGAAACGCUUCGCCUCCGACGUGAUGGAGCGUCUGCAGGUGGCGCGGCUCCAGACGGGCCGGGCCCUCGUCUCCCGCGCCGCCCUGCUCCAGUACAGCAGCCACGUGAUCGUAGAACAGACCUUCAAGCAGUGGAGAGGCCCGGACGACUUCAAAGCGCGAAUCGCUCCCAUCGUUUACAUCGGGCACGGCACCUACACCACGUACGCCAUCACCAACCUCACCCGAAUUUACCUGGAGGAGUCGGAGCCGAACAGCAUCAAAGUGGCCGUCCUGCUCUUCGACGGAAUCUCCCAUCCCAGAAAUCCGGACAUUUUCUCGGCCGUGGCGGACGCGAAGAAUCAAGGCGUGCGGUUCUUCGCCAUCGGCAUCACUCCGGAGGCCAACGAACCCACAAACAUCGCCCAGUUGAGGCUCAUCGCGAGUUCUCCGGCGUCGCGCUACCUCCACAACCUGCAGGACAGAGCCAUCGUGGACAAAGUCAUGAAGGAGAUCACGACACUGGCAGACGAAGGGUGCCCAUUAGCCCAGAGUAAGUGUGCGUGUGAUAAAGGCGAAAGAGGACCCAGCGGCCCCCCGGGCAAGAAGGGUCGUCCAGGCGAAGACGGAAGUCCCGGGCUCAGAGGACAAAAGGGUGAGAGUGGACUCAGCGGUCUUCCGGGUCGUGAAGGAGCAGAGGGAAAACCAGGAUACAAAGGCGAGAAGGGCGAGCGGGGCGAAUGCGGCGUACCUGGAGUUAAAGGAGACCGCGGCCCUGAAGGAACUGUCGGACCGAGAGGAAACCGAGGCCUCCAGGGUUUGUCUGGCCCACCUGGCGACGCCGGCCCCGAAGGUCCAAUGGGUAAAAAAGGGGAGCGGGGACUUCCUGGGCCACCUGGAAUUCAGGGUGAGACGGGGAUCGGCCUGCAGGGACCUAAGGGGGACAUCGGUUUCCAGGGACAACCAGGGCCCCCGGGCCCGCCGGGGCUGGGAGAGCCCGGAUCACCGGGACCUCAGGGGCCUCAGGGCGUCCAAGGAGAGAGGGGCCCGACAGGAGAAGGUCUCCCAGGUCCUAAAGGAGAGCGAGGCAUCGAGGGACCGCGGGGGACCAGGGGAGCGCCGGGGCCCGGGAUCAAAGGUGACAAGGGCGAUUUUGGACCUCCAGGACUUCCAGGACCCGUUGGCCUCACAGGAGCAGGAAUACAGGGCGAAAAGGGCGUGGAGGGACCAAGGGGACCACCCGGGACGAGGGGUCUACCGGGAGAGGGCUUACCAGGGCCCAAGGGAGAUCAAGGACUGCCUGGAGAGACCGGCGCUCCGGGAGAAAGAGGAGCUGGAGAACCGGGGUCUAAGGGAGAACCAGGGGCCCCAGGGAUCGCAGGAGUACCCGGGCUGCCAGGGGAGGACGGAGCGCCAGGCCAGAAGGGUGAAGUGGGAGCCCCGGGACUCCGAGGGCUCGAGGGGGCCCCUGGACUCGGGACCCAAGGAGAGAAGGGAGACCAAGGCCAAAGAGGAAUCAGAGGUUUGACUGGUCCUCCUGGUAUUGCUGGACCUUCAGGACCAAAGGGGGAGCCCGGGUCACAGGGGAGACUGGGUUUACCUGGACCACCUGGACGCUUCGUUGUUGGACCAAAGGGCGAUCCAGGUCCCAGUGGUCCUCCUGGUCCUAUUGGAGAGACGGGCUAUGGACUCCCUGGGCCAAAGGGGGACCGUGGAGAUGCAGGAUCAGGGGGUCCACCUGGUCCUAAAGGAGACGGAUACCCCGGCCCCGUGGGGCCUCCUGGUCUCCCUGGACUUCCUGGAGAACCCGGGCAAGAGGGCGUUGGUGUCCCUGGACCAAAGGGGGAUAUUGGCUUCCGUGGACCGCCUGGUUUACCCGGACCUCCCGGCGAAGGCCUCCAAGGACCUCCAGGUAACACGGGCCGACCGGGACCGUCUGGACCAGUGGGACCUCCAGGACAAGGAGUUCAAGGGCCAAAGGGCGAGCAGGGGUCACAGGGCGUCACGGGACCAAGAGGACUUCCUGGAGAGGGUUUCCCAGGAGCUAAAGGCGACAGAGGAGCAGUGGGCGAGAGAGGACAGAAGGGAUUCAAAGGAGAUUUGGGAGACCCCGGGACUCCAGGACUGCCCGGGCGUUCGGGGGUCAAAGGUGAAGCCGGCCUCACUAGAGAGGACAUCAUUCGGAUGAUCAAGGAGAUCUGUGGCUGCGGGAUCAAAUGUAAGGAGAGGCCGAUGGAGCUGGUGUUCGUCAUCGACAGCUCCGAGAGUGUGGGACCGGAGAACUUCGAGAUCAUCAAGGACUUCGUCAACGCCCUGGUGGACCGGGUCACCGUGGGACGCAACGCCACGCGGAUCGGCCUGGUCCUGUACAGCUUGGAGGUCAAACUCGUCUUCAACCUCGCGCGCUACGUGACCAAACAGGACAUCAAACAGGCCAUCCGGAACAUCCCGUACAUGGGAGAGGGGACGUACACCGGGACCGCCAUCAGAAAAGCCACGCAGGACGCCUUCUACAGCUCGCGCACCGGGGUCAGCAAAGUCGCCAUCGUGAUCACAGACGGGCAGACGGACAAGAGGGAGCCGGUGAAGCUGGACAUCGCCGUGAGGGAAGCGCACGCCGCCAAUAUCGAGAUGUUCGCGCUGGGGAUCGUGAACACGUCCGAUCCGACGCAGGGGGAGUUUUUGAGAGAGUUGAACCUCAUCGCGUCGGACCCAGACAGCGAGCACAUGUUUCUGAUAGAUGAUUUCAACACUCUGCCAGCUCUGGAAUCCAAGCUGGUUAGCCAGUUCUGCGAGGACGAGAACGGGGCCCUGAUUUACAACAAGAUAACAAACGGCUACAACGGGUACAAUGGCCACGGAAGCAACGGCUACAACGGCCACGGCGCCAACGGCAACAGGAACGUCGUCAACGGAAACUAUGCCAUCGGCGGCUACGGCUACAGGCCUCAUCCCGACGGCGGACCUCAGACCGGCGCCCGCACGCACACCCAGGGAGGGGGCGGGUCCGUGGUCACCCAGACGGACGGCAAAGGCUCCAGCUCCGUUGUUUACACCGACACUUCGAGGUGGGGCUCCGAGCGCGGCGACACGUUCAACCGCCACGACUCUACAAACAGAGGCACAUCGUCAUCAUCAUCAUCAUCAUCAUCAUCAUCUUCCACUUUUUCUUCCUCCUCAUCCUCCUCGUCCAAUCCAAACGUGACAACAUCGACUUCAUCCGUUUCGGUCCCGAUCGCGCCUCCUCCAAGGCCGGCUCUUCCUAAAGAGACGGCGCCGUUAGACCCUCGCUGUAGCCUGGUGCUGGACCAGGGGACGUGUCGAGACUACAACAUCCGCUGGUACUACGACAAACAGGCCAACGCGUGCGCCCAGUUCUGGUACGGCGGCUGCAACGGCAACGGGAACCGAUUCGACACCGAGGAAGAGUGUAAGAGGACGUGUGUCAGAGUCAGCGCCACCGGGGGAUAAAGAAAGAAAGGAAUCUGCCGCACAUCUGCACAAGAAACUUCCAACGAGGGGCAGCUAAUCCCACUUUCUACGUUAUUUUCCCUUUUUUUUUUUUUUUUUUUACAAGAAUCUCAGGCGCAAACUGUACAUUUAUAUCCACGCUUUGAAGAGUUCAUUCGCAAAAACAGAUAAGGGAUGUUCUAGCGUUUCGGCGUCGCAAAAAAAAAAAACGGACCUGGAGUUGUGUUUUGUUUCAUUCGCUCCGUUCCACCUCGUGAUGUCAUCGUGUGGUGAUACAGGAAGUGCUCCCGUCCGUGUUUUUAAACUCCACACGCCUUCAUUUCUAGAAUCAUUUGGAUCGUUUCAA
Periophthalmus magnuspinnatus is the source of this 4233-nucleotide messenger RNA. RefSeq names its product collagen alpha-1(XXVIII) chain-like. The transcript has 36 exons. The record is from RefSeq and is a predicted model, not a curated record. Gene Ontology annotation, molecular function: serine-type endopeptidase inhibitor activity. The coding region runs from base 186 to 3887 and encodes 1233 amino acids. NCBI's taxonomy places the organism in Eukaryota, Metazoa, Chordata, Actinopteri, Gobiiformes, Gobiidae.